AUGGAUUCCUCUCACAAAAUAUCUCCGAUUGAAUCCGCCACAACAAAUGUUCUUACAGUGUCAGAAAUAACCAAAGUGAGCUGGUGCAAGUACACUUAUACUUGUUCUGGAGACAAACUCCACUCCUUUGUCACUUCCUCCCCACAACGGUCGUCGUCGUCGUCCUCAACUGAAUUCGACAGUCUAUCAUGUAUCUACGAUCCGAUAAUCGUUAACUAUUUGAUAUUAUUAGAGAAUGGUAUACCGUGUACGUGGAAAUUUAAGGACGAAAGAGAAAAUAACUUUGAAAUAGUAUUCACCGAUAAAACGUUGGUCCGAGAGUUGUAUGUCUUCUGGCUCGGAGAUGCUGAAGAUCGCCCUUCGGUCCUAAGCAAUUCAACUCGGCUUGAGGACCUUGAAUAUGCAGGUUGCGGAGUAUUUAACUGGGAGAGCUUUGAAAGUUCAUCAAUACAAUUUGACCUGUUUAUAAGGGAAAGGUGCAGUCCCGAUUGGGGAGUCGCAUUUAUUUCCGAAAUAUCAGCAAAAAGUGUACGAAAGCCAGUUAUCAAAUAUCAAAGUUUGCGUCCAUUAUCAUCAUUUGAUUUUUCUUCAACGUCAGAGGAAGUACAAGUCUUGUUGGUGCCCACAGGAAUUAGGGCAACUCUUUUACCAUAUCGUCGUUAUGAAUCUGAUGAUAUUGCAGUUGUCUUGAACGAAUUCAAAACUUUAUUUGGGUUGGACCUGUCAAAUCUAGAAGAUGACAUAUCGAUACCCCCAUUAGUGCAUAUACGAAUAACGUAUGACAAUACUACCAAAGAACUUCCAUACCCUGCAAAGGGUAUUUACGUUAUAACAGAUAUCAAUAAUAGCUAUCGUUGGGAGGCUCAAGAUUCAGGGAUGUUACCAGAAGUUUUUAGUAAUGUUAUAGAACAAAGGUCUAAGCCAAGCGAAAGAUGGCAGUAUAGUGAUCAUUCAAAAGAUAUUACGCAGAUCUUAAAACAUAAAAAUCCCAAUGAUUUAAACGCAUCAUCUCCUGGCGUAGAUACAAUGACACCUAAUACUCCUGGAAUGGGUAAUGGCACAUCAAGUGCCAGCUCGCCAGGACAUAGUUUGGGUGCCAACCGAUCCUCAAAGAAGAGAUCUUCGGGCGAAACAAAGGCUUAUCCUUCACCCCCGGAUGUUAUGCCGUCUAAUGAUGUUCAACUACAGCAGCUACAAAAUGACGAGAUAUUACACCUACCCGAUCUCAGUGCUCUAGAAUCAGAAAUUAUGCUGGAUUAUAUUGAUAUCGAGGGUGAAAUUAUGCAGUCCGAUUUCGAUUCUUUUGACAAAAACCCGCAAACAAUUUCGUCGACAACAAACUAUCAUACGACUUCACCUUAUUUAUCUACAACUAAUGAAGACUCUCCAUCUAUUGUUCAAAAUCAAACUACUUUAGUCGAGCACAAUCAACAAAAAAUUGAUCAUGAAAUUAAACUUGAGAUAAGCAAAGUUAAGUUCAGAUAUUGUCCUGAAGAUUAUUCUCCAUUAAUAUUUCACAACGAAGUUGACAUGUCUAAAUAUAUGCCUGGAGGGAAGUUUUGUCAUUCUACAAACCGUAAAAAACGAAAGCGAGAUUUCUUAUAUACUCCAGAAUAUAAGCCUGCUUGGAUUGUCGAAGCCAAAAAAUCCAAAUCGUCAGAUGAUAAUUCAAAUCAAUUUUAUAGGCAAAAAAGGCACAAAGAGGAGGAUUAUGAAUAUUCUUCGAGUGAAAGAAAUACUCAUUGUACUAGUGAGAGUAGCGAAAGUGAGUCUUCUGAAUCUGAAACAGAAACCGACAGUGAUUCAGAUCUUGAAUUUGACGCUCUUGCGAAUAAUUUUGAUGUUUCAAAUCGCCGCGAGCUAGAUUUCUUAAAUGCUGGACGUCUAAGUAUGAUAUUUAAUGUUUACGAUCUUCAUGAGCGACGGCAACUUCGACGCUCGACAGAUCGCGAAGUUUGCAAUGAUAAACUAUCCAAAUUAGCAUUACAGUUCCUUCGGGAACAAAUAGUUGGUGGUUCGUAUCCUUUUGGCGCAGGAAUCCAUGGUGAUGGCGAGAGUACAUUUGAGUUUAUUGAAUCACGCAGGCGGAUUUUAGAAAUUCUUGAUGGUGAUCUUCCUACAUCUUCGGCUCUUCCAUCAGAGCGACAAGAAAUCACUAUGUCAUUAAAGAAGGCUGUUGAAGAAAUUUCUGAUCAAUUUCCACUUCCAGAAAAGCAUUCAAAGUUGUCUGUUAUUGGGCCGUUGUCUGUUCAAGAUUAUUAUAACUUAAAUGCUACGGAUAAUAAGGAUUCGGAGCCUAAUUUCCAAGCGUUCAAGACACCUGAUGUAAUUGUCUGUGCUGAUGAAUUUCUUAUCGAGACUUCCCCGGAGAUCGUCAAGUAUUGGGAUAAGCACAACCUCACUCCUUUUGCCGAUAGAAAGGAUAUUAAAUACUUUGUUUUCUAUCCAGAUAGCGAGUCACUAAAAUUUCAUCUUCACUGUGUUUUAGGAAAACAUGAACCUGCAACUAUGAAAAGUUUCAAACAGGGCAUGGUACCCAUUCAAUUAGCGUCAAGUCAGGAAACAGAACUGGAUCGCAUGAUUCGCAGUUAUGAAACAACUUGUGAUAAUUUUGGUCGUUCAUUGGCACCACUAAUUGAUAACUCUGGGAAGACGCAACUCGUAAUAUAUCUCGUCAACCCUUUUGAUCACCCGACGGCUAGUUAUGAUAUAUUUAAGUGUUAUGCUAAACUUUACACGUCACUUGAAAAUUCAUUGAAAUCUGUCUCAAAAAACGGAUUGAACAAUGUAAUUCCACAACUCAUACCGAUUGAUCACAUUGUUCGAUUCGAUAAGAAUUGUAUUAGACCAUUCAAACUAAGGCCUGUUCUAAGGGAUUUGGCUUUCAGUGUAUACACUCGUUCAAAAUCUUAUCGACCACUUUUUAUCUUACCUAAACCUUCCGUCGUUUCCGUCAGUUUCCAGUUGUCCAAAAAAGCCCCUCCAGUCAAAGAACUUGUUAAGUACAACAAGAUUUUACACAUGUGCUAUGGUUUUAGCUUUGAUCAACGCAUUUGUAUCAUAGUUUGGGUUGAUAUGGAAGGUAAAAGGCUAGGAAGUUACUCAAUUCCAACUUAUGAUAAUAAAAAUCAAACCAGUCUAGAAUCUUUAUAUAAAGAAGCUUGGAGUAGGACCUGCGCUUUUAUAUGGGUGGAAGUUACUAAAGGAAUAAUGCCUAUCUUUAGCGUUAAUCUCGAUACCGCAUUUGACAUUAAACCGACGCUGGAUGAAAAUGUGCAGAAUUCAAAAGUAUUUGGCAUGGUUUUAAGUAAUCCUAUUCCAAGUAAAGACUUUCGAUCUGAAAUGACAGGCUUUCUAAUUGAAAUGAACAAUAAUGAGGCUGUAUUUAACACUAUUCAGGUGGAUCUUUUGUAUAACCCAGGAAAUGAUAACAAAAGUACUACCGUUAUGUGGGAUGUACUCAAUCAAUUCCAUGUACUUUCUUUCAUGGAGGUUGCAACAACUCGCAAGUGUUUACCGAUUCAUGUAUUGAUGGUAGAACGCUGUUGCCGAGAGUAUUUGGGUGUUCCCAUUUAA
Molecule: messenger RNA, 3576 nt
Organism: Funneliformis mosseae
Lineage: Eukaryota; Fungi; Glomeromycota; Glomeromycetes; Glomerales; Glomeraceae
Source: the annotation of a GenBank genome assembly